Columba livia (rock pigeon) is the source of this 7119-nucleotide messenger RNA. RefSeq names its product NIPA like domain containing 1 (gene NIPAL1). The record is from RefSeq and is a predicted model, not a curated record. The transcript is spliced from 6 exons. Gene Ontology annotation, cellular component: membrane. Lineage: Eukaryota; Metazoa; Chordata; Aves; Columbiformes; Columbidae. Gene Ontology annotation, biological process: magnesium ion transport. Gene Ontology annotation, molecular function: magnesium ion transmembrane transporter activity. The coding region runs from base 213 to 1664 and encodes 483 amino acids.
AGCCCAUCACGCACUUAAGUGCUUGCACGUUAAACUGCUCACCUCUUGCCUCAGUUGUGAAGGGGAGGAAAAAUAAAUCUAUAGAAAUUUCCAGUAGCCCCCAAUACUGCCCAGGUACCCCAGGAGAGAGCUCUUUCCUUUGGAUUCAGGGUUCAGGUGGGGCCGCAGAAGUCCCCAGGUGAAAACCGGGACUUUAUAAUGAUUUAUACGAAAUGAAAACCAUUCGGGGUCACUCCUGGAGUCCUCCGUACCCGUUUCCCUGUCGGACGCGCCCACAAGCACGGCGGGGAUGCCACUGCCACCUCCAGCUGCCAGCUCGGGGGCAGCGGGGCUGGCGAGUGGGGCGCGCCCAGGUGCGCCGGGACGCGCCCGGGCGGGCGGAGCCGCCGCUGCCGACCGCGACGCUGCGGAGCCCGCGGAGGGGGCGGCCCGCAGCCAUGGGGAACCGAGAGACGCUGCCCGCCCGCCCGGCCUGCCGCACGGGUGCUGUGCUGUCUUUUGCUUGCCAUGACUCCUGCCAAGCAUGGUGCCGGAUCAUCAAUGUGUCUGAAUCCCGCUCUUCUCUCCUUGCCUCUGUGGGCGGGACUCUCAAUGAAACAAACUGGAGCAUUUCCACACCUGUGGAAAGCAAAUACCGGCUCUACAUUGGUUUGGUUUUGGCGAUAGUUUCCAGUAUAUUUAUUGGUUCUAGUUUCAUACUGAAGAAGAAAGGACUUUUGAAGCUGGCAGACAAAGGAGUCUCCCGAGCUGGACAGGGUGGAUAUUCUUAUUUGAAGGAAUGGCUUUGGUGGGCGGGAUUGUUAUCAAUGGGAUUAGGAGAAGCUGCAAACUUUGCUGCCUACGCCUUUGCACCUGCAACCUUAGUUACCCCCUUGGGUGCACUGAGUGUUCUCAUAAGUGCUAUAUUGUCAUCCUAUUUUUUAAAUGAGAAGCUGAAUAUUCAUGGAAAGCUGGGCUGUGUACUGAGCAUUUUGGGGUCAACAGUCAUGGUUAUUCAUGCCCCUGAGGAGGAGGAGGUCACCUCACUAGAUGAGAUGGAAAGCAAGCUGCAAGAUCCAGCGUUUGUUACAUUUGCUGUUCUCCUAACAGUUGUUGUCCUCGUGCUGAUUUUUAUUGUGGCUCCAAGUAGAGGUCAAACAAAUAUACUGAUCUACAUUUUAAUUUGCUCCCUCAUUGGUGCCUUCUCUGUCUCAUCUGUGAAAGGCCUGGGCAUUGCCAUUAAACAAAUGCUGCAGCAGAAGCCAGUUUAUCGACAUUCAUUGGUUUACAUUUUGUUGGGCACCUUAGUGCUCUCAGUCAGCACUCAGAUCAACUAUCUCAACAAAGCAUUGGACGUGUUCAAUACAUCUCUAGUGACACCUCUUUAUUACGUGUGUUUCACCACGACAGUUGUGACAUGUUCCAUCAUCCUGUUCAAGGAGUGGAGUAGUAUGGACUUGGGUGAUAUCAUUGGAACCCUGAGUGGAUUUUGUAGUAUCAUCAUAGGCAUUUUUCUAUUGCACGCUUUCAAAAAUACUGUUGUCACCUGGAGUCAGUUGAUGUCCGCUGUUACCAAAGAACCAUCAUUACCACACCAUGAAUACGAAACCUGUCACACUUUAUUGGAGAGCAUGGAAGACCAAGCUUUGGCAUAUGAGGAGGACAAUGUUUUAUUCAGUCAAUGAAACUCUCAAGCAGUGUUCAUCAUUGGAAGUAUUGUGAAUUGCAGACUCAACCCACCCGUGUCUACCAGAAUGCUCUUCUUUCCUGCAGUCCUCUGGAAAACUGUCUGUAAGGCCACUUAAGUGUGGGCUACCCCUUUGUGUGCCAGCUGUUGGUAGUGAUGAAUGAAAAUGUUCAAUAAUUGACAUGACAGACACCUGAUGGUGAUCGUAUGUCAGGCAAUGAACAACCUUGUCCUUUUUUAUGCAGCAUCUCCUAUUGGAGAAUUUCAGCAGAAAAGAAUGGUCCUUGUAAGAUAUAUUUACAAAGUGCAAUUUUGCCAUCAUGAUAAAAGAUAAUCCUUGCUGAAGUCACAAGCACUCUCCUGUUAUCUUAGUGAUGGCCUUAAUAUUUCAGGCUUUCUUUAUAUGUUUGUAGUUUAUUGCCGAGCAAACUUGUAGAUAGUCUACCCGAAGGAUAUUAAUUGGAGAUAUAAUACGAAGAAAAUAUUGUUUAAGCCCUUUAGCUUUUAGUAUAAAAUUUUAUGCAAGUUUUUUUGAUUUUUGAUGACCUACCAGGGAAACUUGAAUAGAAGUCACCAAAAAUUUCUGCAAUGCGGUUCUUGGUAACCGUUCUUCUUCAAAAUCCAGUUUUUAACAAUAGUCUUAGCUCUUCUACCUUAGGAGUCCUGAACUCAUUGCAAAUCCCUAGAUGUGCAUGUACCUUUUUAUUUUAAAACUAUGACAAGGUUACAUUUUAAGAAAUAGCAACUUCAUUAGAGGCCUGAACAGUUGCUGUUGGCUUAAAAAAAAAUUAUGUAAGGUAAAAAAAGUAAAUUAUUCAAAGGCAGAAGAAAACCAGAAUGUGCGUGUAAGAAUUUCAACUCUGUUUUAUACUAAUUUGAGACUUAAGAAGGAGCUUUACUUAUUUCUAUACUUCUUUCUAAUAUCGCUGUUUAUUCAUCAAAACCCAUUUAAGCGUUUCAUUUUUUUUUAUCGUUUUCCAGAAAUAUCUAAUUGUUUCUUAAGAGCAAAACAGUCUGGUUAUUUAUAUUCACUUAUAAAAGCAAAAUCCAUUUUCCAAUCCUCGAGCUCUUUCUAGAAAUACUAGGUAGAGGAAGGGCUGUAUGCGAGGGCUGAGAAACAUCAAAACAUGUUGUUGUAGUUUGGCCUUUUCAUCUUUUCUGAAAAUGAGUAUUCACUUCUAUUAGAUGUUUUAGCUAUUAAUCUAGUGUAGGCUUGAAGGUUAGUAUCUGUACCACAGUGUGAUCCUCAGUUGUGGUCACUGAUUGUAUUAGGUUUGCGUGGCAAGGUUUUAGUAGCAGGGGGGCCACAGGGGUGUUUUCUGUGAGAAGCUACUAGAAGCUUCUCCCAUGUCCAACAGAGCCAAUGCCAGCUGGCUCCAAGAUGGACCCACCACUGGCCAAGGCUAAGCCCAUCAGCAACAGUGGUAGCACCUCUGGGAUAUCAUAGUUAAGAAGGGGGAAAAAACAAACAAACAAACAAAAACCAACUGUGAGAAUAUGUGAGAUGAACAACUCUGCAGACACCAAGGUCAGUGAAGAAGGAGGGCAGGACAUGCUCCAGGUGCUGGAGCAGAUUCCCCUGCAGGCUGUGGUGCAGGCCAUGGUGAGGCCGGCUGUGCCUCUGCAGUCCAUGGAGGUCCAUGGUGGAGCAGAGACCCACCUGCAGCCCAAGGAGGACCCCACACCAGAGCAGAUGGAUGCCCAAAGGAGGCUGUGACCCUGCAGGAAGCCUGCGCUGGAGCGGGAUCCUGGCAGGACCUGUGACCCUAGAGAGAGAGAUAAAAAGAGUAAUUUUCUUUACAGUUUGCCUUUUAACAAAAACUUACGUUGCUUUUGACUGUGAAUUACUCAUACAAUUUAAGGAAUAGCUGAAAAAAAUAUUGGUUGACCCUAAAAAGAGAAAAAAAAUCCUUUUGCAUAGCUGAUGGCCCCUCUGUUUGCUUAUACAGCCACCACUGUGGUGUGACCAAAAGGGUUGUUUGUACAAAAAAGCAACCAGUUCAGUUCUUGAAUGGAUGUUUGGCGUUUUUAAAACGUAUGUGGUUAUACUUCCUUUGAGAAGGGUCUGCACUUUUUUAUACCAAGUCUGUUCUCUUUUUAUAUCAACUCCUGGCAGUUGAUUAACUUGCACCAAGUAAAAAAAUCUGUAUUUUCUAUUGGACCUGCAUAUCUGCUUUUGUACAUAAAUAACAUUUACUAGGAAAACAAUAUUAUUUUCUUACAAUGUCAGAGAACCAAAGUUAAUGCUUAUUUUCAUGGUGUACAGGAAGUCUGUCAUGUUAAGAAGGAAAUUAUUGGUUAUCAUUUUGUAUAAAAAAACAUUUGCUAUAAGAGAGAUUAUUUUUGAAACUGUUUAUAUUUCAUUAUUAAUUUGAAAUAAUUUUGUUUUUAGUGAAAUUAUGCUAAUAUAUCUGAUAAAUUAUUAAUUGUUAUGUACUAAAUGAACUGUGUUUUUUUAAAUGAAGGAUAAAGAGGAGUGCAAUUCUUAUUUCUGGUAAGCAUUUAUACACUAUCUGAUCGAUCCAAAGUGAAUAAUCUUUAUUUUAGCAGCUGGUCCUAUGCACACAUAAGUGGAUACUAGAUGAAGCUCUGGCUGAUGUCCUUGCAGUUCGUGUGCAUCUGACCUGAUCACAACCUUAUUUUAGUAGCUUUGGCUUUUAAUAGUUUUUCUGAUAGGAAAGAAAAUUUUUUGCACCCUUAAAAAAGCCAUUGUGUGAAACUACUGUGUAUCCACCUGGAGCUAAAAAAGUCUGCAAUAUUAUGAUGGCACUGGAGGGAAGAACAUGGGGAGAUCAAGAGGGUUUAGCUUCUCUUACAGAGUUACCCAAUUUGUCCAAAUGUGUUAUUUUACCGUGGUGUUCUGUGAAAAGCAUUAGCAAGGGACAUUUAAUGCUGAUGAUUAGGAGUCAAAAUACACAGAUUUUGAGAAACAAAAAGAACAGUCAAGUGAAAAUGCCUUUCCUUCUAAACUAGGGAAGAAAAUCUGAAGCUGAUGUAUUAGGCAUCUCUUCCUCAUGGCCAAUGUCAAUGAAGAGUAUUUCAGUGAUCUGUCAGGUUUUCCAGGCACUGAAACGAAGGGUAUUAUCUAAAGUAAUUUGAAGUGGUUUGGAAAGAAGGGGGGAUGGAUAAGAGCUAGAACAAAGAAAACCUCAGAGGCAAUACAUUGUUAACCAAAUAAUGGCUUUUAAAUGCUGAUACAAAAGUAAUCUUGGUAGCUAUUCAUUACGACCAUACCUCAGGACAAAUGAAUGGGCAAUUAAAUUUAUUGCAUGGCUGCACUGACCAAAUGCAGGUAGGUCAAGAAGAGCUGGAUAGGUUAAAUAACCUGUAGGGAGUUUGUAAGGAAGUACAUAGGUUAUGAGUUUCUAUAGAAAUUCGUUCUGCCAUCUUCCUUUAUCUGUCUUCACAGCUGUACCUAAAAUAGUCAUACUAUAAAAAAUUUUUGUCCCAAAGAGCACUGAUUCAAAACUUCCACCUUUUUACUUGUCAUGGUUGCAUCCUGCAGCUGUAUGGGAAAUUAUACACUUCUGGCAAACACCAUUCUCAUGCUGUUUGAAUGCCAGCAGAACAAAACUAGUGUGUUAGAAAAUACUCUUUUAGUAGAGCGGGUUUCCCGUAGCUGACUCCUUUGUGGCAGGUUUUAAAAUGGUGCUGAGGUUCAGAACAGGACAGGGAGGCUGAGAGGGAGCCAGGCUGGGUGCGUGAGGGAGAGGUGGUGGUGGUGGUGAUGGGGGUCAGUGGAUCUGCAAGGCUCCCUGUUUGUGAAACUUUGCGCGGGGGUGGAGGAGGUUGGUCGGAAAACCAAAUGGCACUGCAGAGAAAUGUCACCAGACCUGUAUGCGCAAGUAAUUUAUCUGCUUUUUUUUUUUUUUGUCGGGAGUACUUUUGAUGAGAGAAGUCAUUUCACUUCCUGAAAAUACAUCCCAGUUGGUUAACAAUGCUGGCUUGCUGCAAGUUUCCUGGUGUUUGUUUAGGAAACAUCAGCAGAAUUUUUAUGAAUGCUGAGCACCCAUACAGCCUUUGUCCAGACAUUCCCUUUGUGGAGGUGUUAUAGUGUCUCCUUCUAACCUUUACGGCUCUUUCAGAUCUCGCUUUUAUCACACAGAGGUUUUAAAAAACAAAAAGACAACAGAACAGUUAACAGACAUCCGUUUGCCCACAUGUGCCUCUUUAUGGUCAGGGACAUGAGUGACAUUCACUGUUCACCAGUAUAAGUACUUUCAUAUUUUCCUGUUUGAAUAUGGUUAGAGCUUGAGCUAAGCUUAGAGACACCAUGAACACUAAGGUGGCCUACUUAGUCUUUUUUUUUAUGGGUGUAGCAGUUUUGGUAAGUAAAUACACUGUAGAUACCUGACCUUUGUCCUGUAGAUCUUUCUUACUGCCGAUUAAGCACCAAUUUGACUGACUUUUAAGCAUGUUCUAGUGUUUUUUCAUUUAUUUAUUGUCAACCUGAUGAUAGAAGCUGUUGAAUUUAUCUGUGUCAGAGUGCUAAUAACAGCCUACUCAUAAUAUUCCCAAAGCUACCUAUAGAAAUAUUAUAUUGGGAAGCUGAGGCCACGUGGGCAAGCAUUAUUGGCUCCACAUAUUAGACCAAAAUGUUUCAAGGAUGGAUGCGUAUUCACCAUGGGACAACUAAAUGAAACAGGUACGAGCAGGUUGCUUUGAGUACAUAAACCUAAUGGAGCUGCUUUUUACUGCACGAUGCUGUAGUAUAUUACAUAUUAACUCGCAGUAAUAAAUGUGGCAAAACCAGUUUUACAGGAGCUGUUGUAAAACAUGUCUCAUACAUUAUUCAAAGUCCCCAUGUACUUUUACAUUGCAGAGACAGUUUGAAUUUCAUAUUUGUAGCACAUCAUCUGCUGAAAAGUCUUGUACUUCUGUGGCCUGGGCAUAAAUAGUGGUGAGCAUAAUGCGCAGUACUGUGUUGUAUAGAUCUGUAUUUAGUCAUAGCUCUGAUAAGGAAUUGAAUGGUCAUAUAUAAGUUGAUUAUAAAAGUGAACGGCUACAUCAAUUGGUGGCAAGUCUUUAGCAGAUUGUAUGAAAUGAUAGAGAUAUCAUGCUUCACUUGAAGCAGAAAUGCCUUAAGAGUUGUUUGAAGGUUCUCCUAAACGUUCAAACAACAGGAUUAAGAACUUCCUUUCCCAAGGGACUAUCAAAAUGCCAGGAAUGGAUGUGACCCAAACAUGCCAUCUUCUGGAAAUUAAAAACUUGGGAUGAUUGAGAUGUUCCAUUUUAUUGAUGCAGUUAUUUUUUAAAUUUGAAAAGUAAAAAUCGUGCAGAAUUUAGUCAUUCUUCCGCUAGUAAGUUUUAAGGAUUUUGUCUACAAAAUGUUGUAAAACUAAAUAUUAUGAUGUAUUUAUCUAUAAAUAAUACACAAUUCAAUCACAUUUAAAAAAAAACUGUUUAUUUCUAAUGGUCUGGCCCUAUUCUAUAUUAAACAAUUAUUAACUUCA